AAUGGCUCUGGCAGCAGUAGCAGAUGGCUUCAGUAGCAACAGCAAAUCGCUCUAGCAGCAGCAACAGAGCAGAUGGAUCUAGUAACAACAGAGCAGAUGCAUCCAGCGGUAGCAGAGCAGAUGGCUUCGACAAUUGGAUUCGGCAGCAGCAAAGUAGAUGGAUCCGGUAGCAGCAAAGCAGAUGCAUCCAGCAGCAGCAAAGCAGAUGGCUUUGGCAGCAGCAAAGAAGAUGGCUUCGACAGCAGCAAAGAAGAUGGAUUCGGUAGCAGCAACAGCAACAGAGAAGAUGGAUUCAGCGACAACAGCAGCAGAGGAGAUGGAUUUGGCAACAAAGCAUAUGUCUUCGACAACAGCAGCAGAGCAGAUGGAUCCGGCAACAGCAGAGUAGAUGGCUUCAGCAGCAAUAGAGGAGAUGAAUUCGACAGCAAGCUUAGACAGUAGCUACAACAGAGGAAACUGAGAAGGUGAGAUGAAAGUGAGAGAUGGGUGAGCCGCAGGAGAAAGUCUGCUGUAUCCCCGGGAUACAGCAGACGUGGUAUCUCAACCCAAUGGGAAAACACCACAUCAGUUGUUUUUUGGGUUUGGGAUUGAUGAAGUCUGAAAAAAUUGUUGAUGUGGUGUUUUCCCAUUGGGUUGGGAUACCACGUUGCUGUAUCCCGGGGAUACAGCAGACUU
This is a messenger RNA of Rubroshorea leprosula, 675 nucleotides long. Lineage: Eukaryota; Viridiplantae; Streptophyta; Magnoliopsida; Malvales; Dipterocarpaceae. The record is from the annotation of a GenBank genome assembly.